Molecule: messenger RNA, 4065 nt
Organism: Cercocebus atys (sooty mangabey)
Lineage: Eukaryota; Metazoa; Chordata; Mammalia; Primates; Cercopithecidae
Gene: MAPK9
Product: mitogen-activated protein kinase 9
Exons: 12
Coding region: 1238-2512 (424 amino acids)
Biological process (GO): protein phosphorylation; JNK cascade
Cellular component (GO): nucleus; cytoplasm
Molecular function (GO): ATP binding; JUN kinase activity
Source: RefSeq, a predicted model, not a curated record
CUGGGAUUACAGGUGUGAGCCACCGUGCCCGGACUAUUUUAAAUCUUGAGAUGGAAUUAUAAUUCUAAAACCUAAUACGAUUGAAUAUACUCCCCAAAUUUAAAGAAGUUAACCUAAUAUUGUCAUAGUCCAAGUAUAGGUUGAAAGCAGUUGUAGCAGGGAGAGUUCCAGGGUUGGUCAGCAGGGUUGAGAUUGAUCUAUCAGUCCCAGUGUGGGCAGGGGUCCUGAAUGGGGGCUGGCUCUGUGCCGUGAGGUUGUUGAGGAAUCCAGCUGGUGGGCAGCUUUCUGUCUACAGCAUGUGACUUCCGUCUCUGGGUCUGUGACAGCUGAUAGCCAGCAGCAAGGAAGAAAGACAGAUUGGAGGGCCAGCAGCUUUCUAUAAAGAAAAAUAAUAAAAGUGAUCUGGAAGUUGCGUACAUCACUUCUACCCACAUCUUAUUAGUCAGAACUUGGUCAUCUGGCCAUACCUGGCUACUGGGAAAGCUGCCAGGCAUCGUCUCUAUUCGGGCAGCCAUUUGUCUAGCAGGAAGGGGGAGGCUUCUCUUAUGAAAGCGAGGAAGGGAGGAAUGGAUCCCCGAGCACCUCAGCACCUGUGCCGCACCUCUGAUGCUUUGACAGCUUCCACAGCCCUCAGGACUGAGGCCAGAUGGCUCUGCGUGGCUUCUGGGGCCCAUAGUGAUUUGGCCUCCUUUUCUCUCUCCAGCUUCACUUGCCCUCUACCCAGUCCCUAGUGACUUGUCACAUUCUGAAUGUGCCUCCACCUCUGCUGCUUCUCCUCCCAUUCCCCUAAAUCUUGUUCACCCUACCGGGUUUAGGACCCUUGGUGUGCAGGGCCUCUUCCUGAGUGUGUGCUCACUGAGGGCAGGCCACGUGUCCUGGCAUAGUGCCUCACCAUCCACAGUGGGUGCUCAGCAAACGCUUGGAAGUAACUCUGUCACUGGUGUGUUUGCAGCACAGCAGAGGAACGGCCACCCCCGAUAAAGCAGGUGGUAGUGGGUGCCUGCCUUUUUGCUGAGUUGUCUCUAAUCCUUUGCACUUGUACCCUUGCUAGCCAAGCUGAGCAGUUGCUGUGUUGGGACACAGUCAGUUUGAGCUCUGUGCCUCUACUGUCCAUCUCUGGCAAAAGAGUCUAAGGGCGGAUGCCGCCUCCUCCAUGAAGCCGUCCUUGUGUUCUGCACCCCUGCCAGUGGGAAUCUGAAAGUUGCCAGCUCUUCGGAAUAUUGCAUGACACUACAUCAUGAGCGACGGUAAAUGUGACAGUCAGUUUUACAGUGUGCAAGUGGCAGACUCAACCUUCACUGUCCUAAAACGUUACCAGCAGCUGAAACCAAUUGGCUCUGGGGCCCAAGGGAUUGUUUGUGCUGCAUUUGAUACAGUUCUUGGGAUAAAUGUUGCAGUCAAGAAACUAAGCCGUCCUUUUCAGAACCAAACUCAUGCAAAGAGAGCUUAUCGUGAACUCGUCCUCUUAAAAUGUGUCAAUCAUAAAAAUAUUAUUAGUUUGUUAAAUGUGUUUACACCACAAAAAACUCUAGAAGAAUUUCAAGAUGUGUAUCUGGUUAUGGAGUUAAUGGAUGCUAACUUAUGUCAGGUUAUUCACAUGGAGCUGGAUCAUGAAAGAAUGUCCUACCUUCUUUACCAGAUGCUUUGUGGUAUUAAACAUCUGCAUUCAGCUGGUAUAAUUCAUAGAGAUUUGAAGCCUAGCAACAUCGUUGUGAAAUCAGACUGCACCCUGAAGAUCCUUGACUUUGGCCUGGCCCGGACGGCCUGCACCAACUUCAUGAUGACCCCUUACGUGGUGACCCGGUACUACCGGGCACCCGAAGUCAUCCUGGGUAUGGGCUACAAAGAGAACGUUGAUAUCUGGUCAGUGGGUUGCAUCAUGGGAGAGCUGGUGAAAGGUUGUGUGAUAUUCCAAGGCACUGACCAUAUUGAUCAGUGGAAUAAAGUUAUUGAGCAGCUUGGAACACCAUCAGCAGAGUUCAUGAAGAAACUGCAGCCGACUGUGAGGAAUUAUGUAGAAAACAGACCAAAGUAUCCUGGAAUCAAAUUCGAAGAACUCUUUCCAGACUGGAUAUUUCCAUCAGAGUCUGAGCGAGACAAAAUAAAAACCAGUCAAGCCAGAGAUCUGUUAUCGAAAAUGCUAGUGAUUGAUCCUGACAAGCGGAUCUCUGUAGACGAAGCUCUGCGUCACCCGUACAUCACUGUCUGGUAUGACCCAGCCGAAGCAGAGGCACCACCACCUCAGAUUUAUGAUGCCCAGUUGGAAGAAAGAGAACAUGCAAUUGAAGAAUGGAAAGAGCUAAUUUACAAAGAAGUCAUGGAUUGGGAAGAAAGAAGCAAGAAUGGUGUUGUAAAAGAUCAGCCUUCAGAUGCAGCAGUAAGUAGCAACGCCACUCCUUCUCAGUCUUCAUCUAUCAAUGACAUUUCAUCCAUGUCCACUGAGCAGACACUGGCCUCAGACACAGACAGCAGUCUUGAUGCCUCGACGGGACCCCUUGAAGGUUGUCGAUGAUAAGUUAGAAAUAGCAAACCUGUCAUCAUUGAAGGAACUCUCACCUCCAUGGGCCUGAAAUGCUUGGGAGUUGAUGGAACCAAAUAGAAAACUCCAUGUUCUGCAUGUACGAAACACAAUGCCUUGCCCCUACUCAGAUCUAAUAGGAUUGCCUGCUUAGAUGAUAAAAUGAGGCAGAAUAUGUCUGAAGAAAAAAAGUGCAAGCCACACUUGUAGAGAUUUUGUUCAAGAUCAUUUCAGGUGAGCAGUUAGAGUAGGUGAGGUUGUUUCAAGCUGUAAUAGUGACAGUUUCUCAUCAUCCGUAACUGUUGAGAGGUGUGUGCAUGUGACCACAGAUGCUUGCUUGGACUUGCCCACCUAGCACGUUGGAAAUCAGUAUUUAAAUGCCAAAUAAUCUUCCAAGUAGUGCUGCUUCUGAAGUUAUCUCUUAAUCCUCUUAAGUAAUUUGGUGUCUGUCCAGAAAAGGUUGAUUUAUGUGUAUUAAUUGGCCGUCAUGAUGUUAUCAUAUCUUAUUCCCUUUUGUGCUGUGAUUUAUUCUAUCUUUUGUAUUUCAGAAGACAUAUUAAUUAAAUCUAUUUAAUAAAUAAAAAUAUAUAGCUUUUCUUAAAUUUGUGAUGUUUGGGGCUGAGAAUUAUCACGGCUAAAACCAAGACACUCAUGUGGACAUCUUGUUUUCUUUAAACUGUCUUGUCUGGGAUGAUUGUACAUUCAGCUUUACUGCACGAUAAAAUUUUAAGUUUUGCUUAGUGCUGCUUGAAAUCCUAGCUACCUUAUCUCUUUCUUCUUAGUCUUCUAGACUUACUAUGAAUUUAAAAUUCUCCCUAGAACUUCACCUUCUUUGUUAGGCGUGUAACACUCCCUCUUAAUAAGAUGAUGGCAGAUAGAUUCCUGCAUCCAUGGCCUAACGCUGGAGUAGAAUCUUACAGAAUGGUCCCGAGAGACCACUGCAGUCAUUUCCUAAGUGCUUCCUUUGCCAGAGACUGACCUGGGUCCUUUACUUACCUUCCCUCAUUCACUUUCCCUCUGCCAAUACCAUGUUCUUGAUUUUCUUUCUUCACUGGAAGAAAGCGGAUAAAUUCCUCUUUGGUCUGUUUUCAGAGGCCAGGCUGAUUCAGAUGCCUGUUUUUUGCUAUUGCUUUCCAUUGUUUGGGGGCAUUCCUUUUCACAAGGGAAACCCGUGAAUGUUCUGGGAAACUCUUCAGAGGAUAUGAAGGAAAUACUUAAAGAGUAAUGAUUAACCAUUGAAUAUUUUCUGAUUUAAAACUGCUCACCUGAAAUUGAUACUUUGAGACUUUCCAAUAAGUAAAUGAUUCAGAACUCAUUCAGAUACCGAGUGUGUUAAGUGUCACUGCAGAAACGGAGCUAUGACGAUCACAUUUUGCUGCCUGUGCCCGUGUUUUUCCCUUGAGCUUGUUUUGUUGCUGAUUCAUAUCUUGUGUUCAAUUAUUUUGGAAGCUUUUCGGUCAACAUUCUCUAGACUGUGUUCUAAGGAGGAACUGUGAUGAGAAAGUGGGUUCUAGAUAUGACCUAAAGUGCAUGGCUCUCUCUGCACC